Stegodyphus dumicola is the source of this 1122-nucleotide messenger RNA. RefSeq lists its product as uncharacterized. NCBI's taxonomy places the organism in Eukaryota, Metazoa, Arthropoda, Arachnida, Araneae, Eresidae. The record is from RefSeq and is a predicted model, not a curated record.
AUGGCCGCUUUAGUAGCCGCCAAAUUGUCUAUAUAUUUGACAAAGCUGUUUCCUGAACUGUGUCAUCAAAAGUUUCUUUGGAGUUAUAGCCAAAUAACUAUCUACUGGAUAAAGGGAUGUGCAAGAAACUGGAAACAUUUUGUAUCGAACAAAGUUUCUGAGAUUCAGUCACUCACGGAUCCUGAAUGCUGGUUUCACUGCAGUGGGAGUGAAAAACCUACUGACCUUUUAUCUCGAGGAAAAAAUGCCUUUAACCUUGUGAGAAGUUCCCUUUGGUUACAGGGACCUAGCUGGAUUUCUCAACCUGAAAGUGUUUGGCCAGUAAAUCAACGGAUCAAUAUCGACGAGGAGAGCGUUCAGAACGAAGCAAGGGUGCAAACAUCUUUUCAUGUUUCUGUUCAAGACGUAGGAUCUUCGGCAUUACUAGAGUUAACGCGAUUCAGCAGGCUGUUGAAGGUGUAUCGAAUUACGGCUUAUGUUAUGCUGUUUACGAACAAUAUAAAACGAAAUCCAGUGAAAGUCAAAAGUCCAUUAAGCUCCGUUGAGAUUUCGCGAGCUGAGCUCUAUUGGGGAAAAGUUACACAGCGAAAAUACUUUGCGAAAGAGACUCUAGAUCUAUCAAGUGGAAAAUGCUUAGAAAAGACAUCGUCGAUUUAUUCACUUAACCCAGAAUUAGAUACCCAUGAUCUUCUGCAUUUAAAGGGCAGACUUCAAUUCUCAGACUUUGCUUUCGAAGAAAAACACCCAUGGCUGUUACCUUAUAAAGAUAGAUACAGUGAACUAGUAAUUUUUGAAUCUCAUACCAAAUUGUUUCAUGCUGGAGUCGAAGCUACCUUAGCCGAUGUUAGAGAAAAGUUUUGGAUCAUAAAAGGACGCCAAUUCGUCAAGUCCACAUUAAGGGCUUUUUGUGUAAACGAUACAAGAUUGGCCGGGUUGGCUGCUCUAGGUUAUGUUAUUCGAAUAUGGCAAAGCCAAGAAGACCAUUUACCUAAGAAUACAGAUGCUUUCGUGGAGGAGUUUCUGAGGGUAUGUGAUUCCUAUUCACAUUACCCAUGGGCAAAACCACGAAAACCAACCGUGCAACCAGUUCAUUCGCCUGCGACUGAAUCCAAACCAGGUUGA